CUCUUCCUGUGUAUAGUAUACCUCUCCCUGUGUAUACUCUAUGACCCUGCAUUACGGUUGGAGCAGCAUGGAGUGACAUCAGCCAUUGCUGGGCCUGCCUGCCGCCAUCUCUCCGCCUCACUCCCGGGAUAUCGGCUUGUGUAAUAGGCCUGCUGCCGGCAGAGAGCGGCCGCCAUGCUGUGGGGCGAGGGUUUGCUGCUCUCCUUCAGCAGCGUCUUCGUGCUCCUGCUCCUGACCACCCGCAGCCCCCAGCUCUCCGCCUUCCUGACCGGCGGCCUCUACCUUCUUCUCGUCCUCUUCAGGUUCGAGCCGGUCCCGGAGUCGCGGGCACAGCAGGUGCUGAAGCCCCGGGGGAAGGUGUCGAGCAUUGCCCACAGAGGAGGCGCCCACGAUGCCCCUGAGAACACCCUGGCCGCCAUCCGAGUGGCUGCACAGAACGGAGCCGUGGCUGUGGAGCUGGACCUGGAGUUCACUAAGGACGGAGUGCCUAUUCUCAUGCACGAUGACACAGUAGAACGGACGACAGAUGGCUUUGGGAAAUUAAGUGACCUUACAUUCACGGAAGUCAGGAAGCUGAAUCCUGCGGCUAAACAUCGCUUACGGAGUAGAAUUAAAGGGGAGAAAGUUCCGACUUUGCAGGAAGCCGUAACAGAAUGCUUACAUCACAAUCUGAUCAUUUACUUUGAUGUUAAAGGCCACGCGGCUCAGGCGGCUGAAGAUCUUAGGAAGUUGUACGUGGACUUUCCUCGCCUCUACAACUGCAGCGUUGUCUGUUCUUUUGAGCCCAGUGUCAUCUAUAAAAUGAGACAAGCAGACGUCAAUGUAGUCACCGCUCUGACGCACAGGCCGUGGAGCCUCAGCCAUCUUGGGGACGGUAAACCUCGCUUCGACUCCGCUUGGAAGCAUUACUUCUAUGUCUCAAUGGACGUCCUGCUGGACUGGGGGCUGCACCACAUCCUGUGGAAUCUGUGCGGAGUGUCUGCCUUCUUAAUGCAAAAGAAUUUCAUCUCCAGCGAUUACGUGGAGAAGUGGAACAGGAGAGGCAUAGAAGUGGUGGCAUGGACGGUCAAUACAGCCGCGGAGAAGCUUCACAGUGAGCGGACCCUGCACAGCAACUACAUCACGGACAGCUUGGUAGAGGAUUGUGACCCCCACUACUGAAAUGUCCACCAUACUGCUAUCUUCUUUCAGAUUCAGUAAUUUUAGGGCCGUCCAUUAUGUCAUUUAUGUCGUUGACGUGUUUGUUUUAGGGCCUUCAGAGAUGACUUAUAAGGGUGGUCAGCCUUAUAGUGGGGCUCUGACCGGUGAAACUAAUCCACCCUCUCAUCCAGGGAACAGACUGCGCACACCGUCGGUCACCCCCGCCAGAUCCGGAUAUUAAAACCUCCUCCUACCAUUUUGUGAACCCACUUGAUGGAUAUACAUAAGAAUAACAACUAAUGCUGAUUUAUACAAAACUUGAGAAAGCAAUCUCUAUAUGACUACAGUAUCAUUCAUUAUACAUGAGUCCCAGCCUCUGUCACUGUGAAAAUGGCAUACAAUCUGCAGGCAGCAGGUUAUAGAGCAGGAGGAGCUGAGCGGAUUGUCAUCUAGCUUUGUGAAAGGCUUCAGUAAAACCUGUAAUUUGUGUUUAAGCCUCUGCUCUUUCUGAGCUCAGUUGUACAUGGGGGCCAUCUUAACAGUAUUCUCUAUGCAAAGGCUCAUGCACAUGACCAUAACUUGCACUAGUGUCCGAUCAACAAUUUUUGCAGAUUGUACACGGAACCCAUUAGUGUCUAUGGGUCCUUUUAAAAAUCAUGCAGAUGUCACCCAUGUGCUCUCCACAUCCGUGUGUCCCUAACACAAAUUACAGAACCUGUCCCAUUCUUGUCCGUAUUGCGGACAAGAAUAGUUAUUUCUAGGGAUAGGAGUAAAAAAAAAAAAAGCAGAGGUGUCUGUAUUUUGUGGAUCAGUGGUUUGUGGACGGCAAUACAUACAGACACAGUUGUGUGCAUGAGGCUUAAAGGCUAUGUACACCUUUGGGGGCAAUCUUUUUAUUAUUGCAUUGUACUUAUUUUGAGCUAAAAAUCUUUUUUUCAAUUGGUCUUUAUUAAUAAUAUAGAGCC
Molecule: messenger RNA, 2105 nt
Organism: Bufo gargarizans (Asiatic toad)
Lineage: Eukaryota; Metazoa; Chordata; Amphibia; Anura; Bufonidae
Gene: GDE1
Product: glycerophosphodiester phosphodiesterase 1
Exons: 7
Coding region: 175-1161 (328 amino acids)
Biological process (GO): lipid metabolic process
Molecular function (GO): phosphoric diester hydrolase activity
Source: RefSeq, a predicted model, not a curated record